Molecule: messenger RNA, 471 nt
Organism: Knipowitschia caucasica
Lineage: Eukaryota; Metazoa; Chordata; Actinopteri; Gobiiformes; Gobiidae
Source: the annotation of a GenBank genome assembly
AUGUCACACAGCGACACACACGCACAUGGGGUCAGUGGUCAAAGCGUGGACUUGCCGGACAUCACGGACACUCAUCAUGACGGACUGGACCCUGGACACGUUCAACCCUGUACAAAAAGCAUCACUUUCCUGAGACCAGACUUGUGCAAAACACAAAUGGACACACAUGAGGAUCUGCUUCCAUUCAUCAGAGAAAUGGUGCAGAAGAGGCCCAGUCGCCACAUGUUGAGGAUCUAUGUCAUCGGCUGCUCUCUGGCUGCACUAGGGGCUAUGGUGGGAUUGCUCCAGAGCUUCUUUACUCCUUAUCAGUUUGAAGAGUCCAGCACAGAUCUGACACAGAGACAAACACUGGGGGCUUCCAAAGCACUGAAGAGGGAAGCAGCCGAGGACAGUCCUGGUCCAGAGGAAACCACAGCAGAGCUGGUGCCGUGGGGCAGGCGCAACUCUGCACACAGACUACACGCCUCAUAA